AUGAGGAUUUCCGCAUCAGCACUCUCCCUGCUGCCGCUCGCUGCGGCGGUCCCUGCGAGCACACAUUUGCGCAGACAGGAGCCGGUGUAUGACUACAACACCACGACGGCCAACACGACGACGACUGGCGCGUACCGGCCAAAGGUCAUCCUCGACAACGACUGGAGCCCGGCUGGGUUCAUUCCCUUCCUGCAGGCGCUGGAUGCAGGGUGGGAGGUGCUCGGGCUCGCGUCCGACACGGCCAACAGCUGGGCGCUGCAGACGGGGCUGCACGGGCUGGCGACGCUGGAGGUGGGCGGCCUGUCCGACUGCAUCCCCGUGUACAAGGGCGCCGACUGGCCGCUGAUCCACACCCCGGAGCGGUAUGCGGCGUGGAAAGCCGUGCACGGCGCGCUGCCUUGGGAGGGCGCGUUCGCGGCCGAGAACCUCACGGCCGAAGCGCUGGGCUCCGAUCCGACCUCUGGCUCGCCCACGCGCAUCUCGCGCGCUGCCUUCACCGAGGGCUUCCCCAACGCGACGUUUGCCACCGACACCAACGCCGCCUACUUCAUGGUGCAGCAGGUGCGCAAGUACCCGGGCCAGGUGAGCAUCUACUCGGGCGGCGCCCUGACCAACGUCGCCCUGGCCGUGCGCAUGGACCCGGACUUUGCGAGCCUGGCCAAGGAGCUGGUCAUCAUGGGCGGCUAUGUCGACGUCAACCUGCUGCAGGUGACGGGCAGCGUGCUGCAGGCCGAUCUCAGCUCCGACAUCAACCUCAUGAUCGACCCCGAGGCGGCCAAGAUCGCGCUUACCGCCCCGUUCCCCAACAUCACCAUUGGCGGGAACGUGGCCAAUCAGGUCAUGUCGACCCAGGACUUCCUGGACGAAGUGUACGAGGUCGAGAACCCGUACUCGGCUCUCAUGCACGAGUACUACGGCACCCAGUUUCCUUUCUGGGACGAGACGGCUGCCGCUAUCAUGCUCGACCCGACCAUCGUGACCAACUCGACCCAGUUCUACCUCGACGUCGACGUCUCCUUUGCCAGCCCCAGCUACGGCAACAUCCACGGCUACCAGAAGGCCCUGUCCCCGCCCAACGUGCGCCUCGUCAAUUUCCCCAUUUCCAUUGACGGGGACAAGCUGAAGACGGCCAUCAAGCGCGCCGUCCAGUACCCCAAGUCGUGUGCGGACCUGCAGCAGUAG
Molecule: messenger RNA, 1182 nt
Organism: Diplodia corticola
Lineage: Eukaryota; Fungi; Ascomycota; Dothideomycetes; Botryosphaeriales; Botryosphaeriaceae
Product: nucleoside hydrolase
Exons: 4
Coding region: 1-1182 (393 amino acids)
Biological process (GO): purine nucleoside catabolic process
Cellular component (GO): cytosol
Molecular function (GO): purine nucleosidase activity
Source: RefSeq, a predicted model, not a curated record